Messenger RNA from Phytophthora nicotianae INRA-310, 330 nucleotides. RefSeq lists its product as hypothetical. The transcript has 2 exons. Bases 1 to 330 code for a protein of 109 amino acids. NCBI's taxonomy places the organism in Eukaryota, Oomycota, Peronosporomycetes, Peronosporales, Peronosporaceae. The record is from RefSeq and is a predicted model, not a curated record.
AUGCUACCAAAGCCUUUGGCCAAUUCGUUGGCCGUGUUGGUGAUCGUACCGAUCCCUGGUGACUGUAACUUUGAGCAGAAGUACACCGUAGCCAUGAGUAUGGGCGAGAAAGUGUUCACUUCGAUGGAGAAACUGCAAGGAAAGCCGCAAGUUAAAGCAGACGUUGAUCCCGAUGACGACAGCUGCACUGGACGCGAUGAAAGGUAUAGUGAAGGACUUGGCGCAUGCAAGGUGCAAGCCCCAGCUGGGAGAAGUCUCAAGGCCAAGCAGAAAGCGCUGGUGAAGAACACGAACAUAGUAGACGAACUAUAUCGACUGCUGGGGACUUAA